This is a messenger RNA of Dinoponera quadriceps, 1486 nucleotides long. RefSeq names its product insulin-like growth factor-binding protein complex acid labile subunit. The transcript has a single exon. Bases 164 to 1276 code for a protein of 370 amino acids. Gene Ontology annotation, cellular component: extracellular matrix. Lineage: Eukaryota; Metazoa; Arthropoda; Insecta; Hymenoptera; Formicidae. Gene Ontology annotation, molecular function: protein binding. The record is from RefSeq and is a predicted model, not a curated record.
UUUCUCGAUAAUCUAACAUUUUCGGGGAAUGUUAUCAUUCCCCGUGUUCAACUUUGACGUCUUGCAUCGCCGUUAAUUGAUCCUCCUUCCGAGAAUCCGAGCGCGAUAACUUCUGGAUGGCAGAAGUGAACAGAACUCGCUGAUAUAAUGUGUCGUGACCCCGAUGGUAGAAAACUAUAAGAACAGCCAGUCGCAUUCGUGCUUCAACAGUCGCAGAUCAAUCGCUUCCGCGAUGUUGCGAUACCUUCCGCUGCUGUCGCAAGUAAUCGUCCUGGUGCUCUCGGCGAGCGUCACCGAGCAGAAGGAGGCGCCGGCGAAGGUGCCGACUUGCCUAGACGUCGACGGUUACAAUGUCUGCCACUACAAGGGCGUGCUCGUUGACGUAACUCAGCGUCGCUUCGAGGAUCGACUGGAAAUCGGCGACUUGGACCUCUUAGCGAUCCGGGAGGAUGCCUUCAAAAAUUUAACGGCGACGCACUUGUACCUAAACCAGGGUAAUCGAAUAUCCGUACUGAAAAGGGAGUCUUUCCGCGGCCUGCCGAUGUUGAAGUGGCUCCACUUGGACAGCAACGUGGUGCCGUUGUCGGGUCACUUGUUCGCCGAGCUGGGAAACUUGCAGUCACUGUCGCUGGUCUUCAACAAGAUCAACUCGAUACCGGCGGACUCUUUCGCAGGCCUAUCGAAGUUGACGUGGCUCUACCUCGGCCAUAACGACAUCGCUUCGGUCGACGCGGACUCAUUCUCGUAUCCCAAUCCCGAGCUAUUGUUUCUGUGGCUCAACAACAACAAGAUCACUCGAAUAGAACCGGGCGCGUUCGCCAGUUUAACUGAAUUGAAUCGCCUCUACUUGGACCACAAUAAGCUGCAGGACUUACAGGCCGGCGUUUUCCAAGGACUGAACAAGUUGGAAGUACUCUACCUAAAUGAUAAUCAGUUAACGAGCGUAACCAGGCCGCUUUUCCGUGGCCUAGUCGACCUGAAGAAACUCUAUCUUCAACAUAACGAGAUUAGCACUCUUGAGGCCGGCACGUUCCAGGAGCUGUCUCAGUUGGAACAACUGUAUCUCGGCAAGAACAAACUGUCUCACAUUGUAGUCGGUGCUUUCGCAGGGAUUCUCGAGCUGCAAGUACUUGAUCUAUCCGACAAUAACAUCCACACAGCGGAUAACGUCAUUUUCGAAGGUCUCACGAAGCUGCGUCUUCUCAAGAUCGACAGCAACUCCACCGAGAAGCAGAUCGGCGACUCGUCCACGACACCGGCAACGUUCACUUUAUAAGAAUCUCUCUUAUUAUAGAAUUUGUUGAGUUUAUCAGCGACGUUUGGCAUCGUUUCGCAUCGAUUAUUAUUACGUAUGAGAAACACAAACAGACUUAUCAGUGACCUUUAAAAGAGGAGAUAAGGAAACGAUGUAAAUGCAAAUAUAUAUAUUGCUUUUUAAGAUGUAUCCGCUCAAUAAGAAAUAUAACAUAUUAUAUCAUGUAAUAUA